Doryrhamphus excisus (bluestripe pipefish) is the source of this 3532-nucleotide messenger RNA. RefSeq names its product small integral membrane protein 29 (gene smim29). NCBI's taxonomy places the organism in Eukaryota, Metazoa, Chordata, Actinopteri, Syngnathiformes, Syngnathidae. The record is from RefSeq and is a predicted model, not a curated record.
UAGGGAGCUUGUAGUCGGUUAGCUUCUUCUGGAAGCGACACAAAUUUGACGUGAAUCGCAAGUAAGUGGGAAAUGUAAUUUGUUUCACAUACCCCCGUGUACUGUAGCCACAUAGCAUAAUAGAAGCGAACAUUAGCUUUAGAAUAGAAUAGAAAUAGAAUAGAAACAACUUAUCUGUCGCGUUAGCAUACGCAGCUGACAGCCAGGAUAGCUGUUAAGCUAAGCUAAGUUAGCUUAACACAUUUGUACGCGCGUGAAAAAUGCAGAGCUUUUUCAGAACGGAAGUGCGUUGUCAACCGCACUUCCUGCUCGUAAACUGUCACUGCUGCGUCGAGGACAUGUCAAACAGUAGGAGGAGCAGCAAUACCAUGUGGGAGUCACAUGAAUGAGAGGAUGAGGCCUGAUCAACAAGGAGGCAUCUUUAGGAGAGAAGCACUGAACAGUGUGUCUCCUUGGGAGGGGUUUUGCUACUAAAAACUAAAGGUCCCGCAUAAGCACCCGUCGUGUGGACCCCAUUUGUGAAUAUAUGCAAUGAACAGUACCACUCCGUCCCCCACAAUCAAUGGGGAUGUGGCAGUCAGCUAUGUGUUGGUGCCAUUUUUUCUCAUCACCAUAUUUGGAAUAGCUGUAGCUGUGAUCUUGUACAUUCGAAAGAAAAGGAGAAUUGACAGACUCCGCCAUCAGCUGUUACCAAUUUAUUCAUAUGACCCCUCAGAGGAGGUGAAUGAAGCUGAACAAGAGAUGCUUUGGAAAGAAGAGGAUACUCGGGUUGUUCAAGGUUGGGCACGAAGUUAUCAACAGCGGCGCCCUCUUCUGUCCAAAGAUGCUUGAGUCACCAUGACAAUACCACGUUCUGAACCUUCAAACUUAUUUAUUGUUAAAUAAUAAUAAUAAUUCAUGACCUUUCACUCUGCAUUGAAAGAUCUCAGUCUUAUAAAGCCUAUAAAUGUGCUUUAUUUACAUCAGACCCAUUAUACUGUGUAAGAUGGGACUGUUGUUGCUGUUAUGUUUGCUGCAGUGCAAGUUAAAAAAACGUUUUUCUGGCUGGGAGAGUGUUACUGAAUGUGGACAUCUGUGUAUGCAGCCUAUUAGGACAUAUUUACAUAUUGAAAUCAGUUAAAGUAAGUGAGAUAUAUAUGAACGUCUAGUUCAGGUCACUUUCAGUUUUUAUUUUACUCAAUGAAUGAAUCGCUCUCUUUUGGUUUUCAUUUACACAAAAUGUGAACUGCCAUGCCCUCUGAUUUGGAUCUUUGUGUGUUUUUGCCAAAUCCUGUGAUUCGUAUGGAAGGCAUGAAGAGCUCAAUAUGGAAGUAAACACGAUACAGUUUUCUUCUGAAUGACUCCUGCUACAAGUAUGUCCUGUGCACAAGGCAUGGCACCAGCAAGGAUUCACAUCCAGCCAGAAGUGAAUGCCAUCGUUCUGACUGUAUACAAGACACUCAAAUCCCCCCCCGCUCCCACCAACCUCCUGAAGCCAUUCUUAUAUAAUUUAACAGUUUACUUUUAACAAGUCGUGCAUUGUGGUCUAUAGCUUUGGUUACUCAAUGACCUUGUUUUUGGAGUUUUGGACGUUUUCCUCAAAAUUUCUUUUAACUGUACAAUCAUACUAUAGACAUACGUUACUGAGCCUCUGAAAUCUGUCUGAACUUGAAUAGAAAACUACUGAUGAAAAUGUGGCUGCAGUGCAGUUUUUCCUGCUUUGAGUUGCGAAAGUGUGCUUAUGAAAAUGUUUAUUUGAAUAAAAGAAACGACUGGAUGAUGACAGCAUAUAUUAUCCAGUGAUAAUUUCAGAGGAAUGCUUACACAAAACACAUAUUUGUGCAAAUGGUUAUUCAUAACAUAAGAGUUUGCAUUAAGAGAAUUCCCCAAUGGGUGUACGGAAAAGAAAUGUAAAAGCAAAGUAAUUAAAAAAAAACAAACCCAAAAGACAGAAAAUUAUCUUUAUUGACCAUUUUAUCUCAUACAAAUUGUAGGGCACCAUAGAAAUAUAGACAUUGUACAUUUAUAUACGGUGCACAUUCAAAAGAAUGAUCCCAUCCUCAACAGUUUACAGUAUAUAAAUGAACACAUGUGGAUGUCAGUUGUGAGAUUUCAUUUUGUGGAAGUUGGACCAAUUUGCCACCUCAUCAUGCAAACCAACCAGGCGUCCGGCCUUUGUAUUUUUUUUUUUUGUCCUUGAAUCACCAUUUCAGUGCACCGUAAUAAAAAAAUAAAAACGCGCUAAACUACCACAGUCAGCGAACACAAUUGUUAAGCUGACAGGUCUCCCUGACUUGCUUCACACAUGAAAAAAAAAAAAGUCUGUCAACGAGCGGUCAUGAGCAAGUUGAAGCCUGUUUCAACCAGGUAUAUAUAAAAAAAAACCUUUUUAAUAAAGACACCUGUCCGACACACGCUACAGCACACAGUACAACAAAAAUAGUUAAAAGCAAUGAUAAGCAGUUGAGCGAGGUAUGAAACUCCAGGCGUUGUGGUGCCCGUUUGCAGUUUUCCGGGUUUGUAGCAGCUGAGGUGUGUGGAAGAAGACGGGUGCUUGGUUCCCUGACACAAAAUGUUUUUGUUGUGGACAGAAAACAUUUUUUUAAAGAGUCAUAUUAGGACAAAGAGGAACAAAGUGGCGCUGGGUGGCACGAAGAAGAAAAAGUACCAACAACUCAUGAUUUUAUUAUUAGACCCCCUUAUGACUAAGUACGGUUUGCCUUUCAGUUAGUUGACUGGGCGAGUGCAGGCAAAAACAGUCUGUAAAAAGCUCCCUGAAGUAACGACACUGAUGCUUUCAACCUGGAACCAGAUAACUUUCAAAUGAAAACCACACUUGAAAAGAAGCAGCAGAAUCAGGAUUUUUUUCUUUCAAAAAUGGUAUGAAACUGGAAAGUAACAAAAACAGAAAGAUACACCUUGCCUACUCCAAACACGCACAGGACCAGAGGAUGAUUGAGAAGCUAAAAUCUAAAAACGUCCUAUAGGACUAUAUAGUGGGGUGACACUGGGAAAGGAAGGGGGAGAAAAAAAAAAUAAUUUUCACCAGUGACCUAUUCUCACCUUAAACACUGAAGCUCAACACCAUCUAGCAUACAAUGCGAAGGGUAGGUUAAACCACAACAAACACAGCAAGUAUUGGUAAAAGUCACCUUUGUCCAGUAGAAAACGUGGAGAAAUUCUAUACCGCCUACCAUCUCAGAUGUGGGAACAACCAAUAAGUAACAUAAAAAAAAAAAAAAAGACCUACAAACAAUCUUCAGGUGAAAAAUACAACACACACUCACACACACACACAGAGCUCCUAGGAGCCCACUUUUGUCCAGUAUAAAAGACUUGUGAUGUCAUGACAGAGAAAAGGGCUGUCUGUCAGGUGAUACUUAGAUCUAUGCUUUUGAGCAAGGUCCAGCGUUCUAUCCAGUGCUGUUGCAUGAGAAAUGUACUGUGUUGGCCCUCGUGUGGGCCGAGGGCCCUGUCAGGAACAGUGGUCAUGAAAGUGGCACUGGUGUUUUUUUUUUUUUUUUUUUUUAGAUACAGCCCAGAUCUGGUUUAA